UUUUUGUGCUGUUUUCACUUUCUAUUUUCUAAAGCAAUCAAAUAUAGGUUUAGCUUGCCUAUUAUUUUCUAUAUUUAUUCGGGUUGAGUUUGUGAACAAUGAGAAUCGGUUCAGUCUAACUGAGAUUGGCUUGCUUUUCUUCUCAUCUCGUUUUAUCUCUCUUUAUUCAUCUGGGCCUUAUGUGUCUUCAUCAUGUGAAUAUGAACCUGGAUCCUUAUUUGUGUAAUUUAACUUAUGCAGCAUUCAAGACGGAGGUCUUCAGACUCUAGCUCUUGUAGUUCAUCCUCAGAAUUUUCAGGUUCUGAUGGUGAAGAGAGAGAGUCCAAAAGAUCGGAGUCCAGGUUAAAGAGAGAUAAGAAAAGGAACCACAUAUCGAGAAAUAAGAACUUGAGUAGUGAUAAUGAAGAUGGUGGUCCGGUGCCGCUUUCAAGGUUUUUUUAGAGCGUGAAGAGUUGAUGCCUUGACAAAGAUAAUAUCAGUUGUAUUUUUUUUGUGCACUUGGAACAGUUUAUGUGUAGAUGAUUAACCAUCUUGAGAGCUUGUUUACUUCAAUUAUCUUCCAUUUUGAGCGGAAUACUCAUUCACUUUGAUGAAUUAUAUGACAAUAGUUUCAUUUGUACAAAUUGCACUCUCUUCAAUAUAAGAAUAAAACAACAUAUUUAUG
Molecule: messenger RNA, 664 nt
Organism: Rubroshorea leprosula
Lineage: Eukaryota; Viridiplantae; Streptophyta; Magnoliopsida; Malvales; Dipterocarpaceae
Source: the annotation of a GenBank genome assembly